CAACAGCAUUGUCUUCUAUUGUCAUUGAAUUAUUGUUCGCCAGAAGGUCUAGGAACAGGGCCCCUUGACAAGACAUCAUCCGUUGCUAAUCAACAUGGUGGGUUCUCAAAGCACCUCUCCAUAAAGAGAGCAUGAAACUGGGGGAAGGACAGAGGCCCUGUUGAGCAAGACAUCAAUCAAGUGCGUGGACGCUUAGGUGAGAGCAAGAUGGUCGACAAGCACAGAUUUGAGAGCACCGGGAAUCGUAUGAAUCCUCUACCAAACCGCUUAACAAUGUCUUUCAUAUCCCAUCAUGUCUACCCUCAAUGACUACACGCUGGCAGGCAAGAGAACCGUUGCCGCAGCCACCGGAGCAGAACUCAUUCAACUUGUCUUGCAUGAAUGCCGCUCUCUUUGAAAUCUCCACCUCGCAACCCUCCUCUACUCAAUCUUCUCAAGCUUCUCGGUCACAUCAAUCUUUUCGACCAUCACAGUCAUCUGAGCUGUCUGAUCCCUUCGAGAUUCCUCGACUUCCUCAAGGUGAACAACCCACCUGGCAAAACAAGCAUUGGGCCCCCUUCCAGUCCGCCCUCAAUCCCGGGCAAGGCUCUGCCCCUCAUAUGAAUAACUACAUUCACCCUACCCGUCUCACGGGCGGUGUAAGACGAAACGUCCCCUAUGAGAGGGAAGAGCAAGCUCGAGUCGAUGGAAGACCAUACGUCUUUACUGACUAUCCUGAAGAGAAAGACUUUGCUCAUCAUCGAUCGCAAGGUGGACUUGAGCGCACGACUCUUUCAUCGAGUGGACUACAUCAUCGCGAUACCGUAGUCCGCGCGCAUUACACAACCCAAUAUCGGAAAUAACUCAUGACCAAGCAUGCGAGAAAUGUUUGCGCUUCCGUUAGAUAUAUCUCCAGAGAGGUUAACAAGAUCGACACAUGCAUUCUUCUCCAGCCCCCAUCCGAAAAACCAAAGUCAGAACCGAUGAAAAAGAUAAAUAAAGAUUGUCGAUUGUGCUCCCGUUGGCUUCACCUCCGAAGAAGUUACUAGACCGACACACCACGGUGAGGUGGGAGCUCGUGCCGGAGCCUGCCACUCGCCGAGCUGAGGCGCGCGCCACUACCCAACCGCGACGACACUGAAAGGGUGUUGAACCCCUCAGAUGCCAUGCGAGAUGAGCACAACGCGCAUGCUUCACAGCUGCGACUGAGUCCAGGCCCCCCAUCUCCGUACCAUCUCCAGCCGCGGCUCUGUCUCCUGCGACCACCCGUGCUGCG
Aureobasidium pullulans EXF-150 is the source of this 1255-nucleotide messenger RNA. RefSeq lists its product as uncharacterized. NCBI's taxonomy places the organism in Eukaryota, Fungi, Ascomycota, Dothideomycetes, Dothideales, Saccotheciaceae. Bases 306 to 842 code for a protein of 178 amino acids. The transcript has 2 exons. The record is from RefSeq and is a predicted model, not a curated record.